Cavenderia fasciculata is the source of this 3057-nucleotide messenger RNA. RefSeq names its product alanyl-tRNA synthetase (gene malaS). The transcript is spliced from 3 exons. The record is from RefSeq and is a predicted model, not a curated record. Gene Ontology annotation, cellular component: cytoplasm; mitochondrion. The coding region runs from base 1 to 3057 and encodes 1018 amino acids. Gene Ontology annotation, biological process: tRNA modification; alanyl-tRNA aminoacylation. Gene Ontology annotation, molecular function: nucleic acid binding; amino acid binding; aminoacyl-tRNA deacylase activity. Lineage: Eukaryota; Evosea; Eumycetozoa; Acytosteliales; Cavenderiaceae.
AUGUUGAUGAAUAGUAUUAUUAGUAAAUACUCUAAUCGUUUAAUACAGACGAGUAGUAGUAUUGCUAUUAGAUCAUAUGCUUCAUCAUCGACAUCAACUGCAAACAUUAGAUCAACAUUUCUAAAUUACUUUAAUGAAAAUGGACAUAAAAAGGUAGAUGGAUCAUCUUUGAUACCUCAUAAUGACUCUACAUUACUCUUUACAAAUGCUGGUAUGGUACAGUUUAAACAGUGCUUUGCAGCACUUGAAACACCACCUGCUCCAAUGGUGACGACUGCUCAAAAGUGUGUUCGUGCAGGUGGCAAGCACAACGAUUUGGACAAUGUAGGGUAUACUGCUCGUCAUCAUACCUUUUUCGAGAUGUUGGGUAACUUUUCAUUUGGAGGUUACAAGCAUGCAAAGAGAGAUGCUAUCCGUCAUGCGUGGCAGUUGCUCACCGGUCCGAUGGGAUUGCCUGCCAACCGUAUCGUAGCAAGUGUGUUGGAGGGUGACGAAGAGGCCGCUGACAUUUGGAGAACCGAGAUUGGGUUGACAGACGACCGCAUCCUUAGGUGUGGUCCAAAAGACAACUUUUGGUCGAUGGGUGAUGGUGCAGGCCCGUGCGGACCGUGUUCCGAGUUGUUUUGGGAUCGUGGAGAAGGCAAUGAAAUGGAUGGCGAGAGAUACCUCGAGAUUUGGAAUCUCGUCUUUAUGCAGUAUUGGCGUGACGAUGCUGGCAACUUGACACCACUACCUACACCAUGUGUCGAUACUGGAAUGGGGUUAGAACGUAUGGCUGCCGUCUUACAAGACAAACAGAGUAACUAUGAGAUUGAUCUAUUUGCCAAUCUCAUAGACGGUAUCAAAAGUGUUGCUGAAAAGAAUGACUCUGUGUUUGUCGGUAAAGUACACGCUGAUAAAUUCGAAACGUCAAUGCGUGUCAUUGCAGAUCAUCUUCGGUCGGUCAGUUUCCUCAUUGCAGACGGUGUCGUUCCGUCUGCCACUGGCAGAGGAUACGUUCUACGAAAGAUCAUUCGUCGUGCACUAUCCUAUGGCCAAAUGAUCGGGUUCCAACAACCAUUCCUUCAUCUCCUCCAACCACUUCUCACCUCUUUGAUGGGUGACUUUUACACGCAGCUCAGUCAACGUGCUCCACAAAUCCAAAAUGUCAUUUACAACGAAGAGAUUCUCUUUUACCAAGCCAUUCAGCGUGGAGUCACCUAUCUCGACGAUCUCAUCGACUCUAAUAAACUCGACGAGUGGAAUGUAUUCAAUAUCUACUCUACCUAUGGUCUCCCCCUAGAAAUCAGUGAAGUAAAAGCUAGACAAUCAAACAUCAAUAUCGACAUGGACAAAGUUCAACAAUUCAUAGAUGAAACAAAAGAAAAAUCAAAAUCAUCUUGGAAAAAAGAUCAAUCAAAUAAUAAUACCAAUCAAAUAUUACAAAAAUGGAAGAAUGAAAAUAUUAAAAGUAAUUUUGUAGGAUAUGAAAAAUUACAUUGUACAACUAGGAUUAAAGCACAACAUUUCUCUGAAGAGGAUAAUCUUUUAUAUGUUGUGUUGGAAGAUUGUCCAUUCUAUGCAGUAUCUGGUGGUCAAAUUGGAGACAAGGGUAUAAUUGUUACUAGUGUUGGCAAUGGUGAGAAUAUUUACAAUGUCAUAGAUACACUAAAACCAUACGAUGGAGUACAAGUUGUAGUGAUAGAAUUUGAUAGUACCAAACAAAGAUUAAAUCAAGUAAUGGAUGAUCUAAAAGUGGAUAACAAGGUUGAUUGUAGGGUAGACAAACAAACUAGACAACAAACAGCUAUUCAUCACACUGCAACUCAUCUAUUACACUCUGCUCUACGAAAAGAGUUGGGAGAGAAUAGUGUAGUGCAAGCAGGUUCGUAUGUAGGACCAGAGAGUUUGAGAUUCGAUUUUACGGCAGUUGGUAAAUUAUCGAACAAGCAAAUAACAAACAUUGAACAAACAGUCAACCAAGCCAUCCAACAAGACAUACCAUUGGAUGUACAAGAAAUGUCGCAGGGUGAUGCUGUCAAGACUGACGCUAUCCAAUUGUUUAGUGAAAAGUAUGGAGAUAGUGUAAGAGUGGUAUCAGUACCAGGCGUAUCGAAAGAGUUUUGUGGAGGUACACAUGUAGGCAAGACAGGUGACAUUCAAUUAUUUAGAAUCGUGUCAGAGACUAGUAUAGCUGCUGGAACGAGACGAAUUGAAGCACGUGCAGGUCAAGCUGCCGCUACAUGGCUAGACAGUUUCAAGAGUACUGUAGAUGGACUAGCCACCAAGUUGGGUGUCCCAACCAAUAUAGUUGGAAAACAUGUUGAAUCAUUAAUUGACAAUAAGAAACAACUAGAAAAACAAGUAUCAGAAUUACAACAACAAAUAUUAUUCAACUCUAUCAAAACACAUAAUGGAAAGAUUCAAUUGGAUGGAAACAACAACAACAGUAUAGCAUGUAGUCUACAUCUAUUGAGUGGACAGUCGACAACAAUAGACAAAAACACAUUACAAGAGAUAUCAAAAAAACUUGCCAAGACUCAACCAAACCAUAUUCACAUACUUUUAACAACUGAAGCAACUGACAACAAGUUGAUAUGUACAGUUGGUAGUCAACUCGAAAAACAAGAGGUCUCUGCCAAUGCCGAUAAACUUCUCAAACAAUUAUUAACCAACACUAUUAAAUUUGGAAAAGGUGGAGGUAAAAUACAAGUUGAAAUCAUGGAAGAUUCUUUUGAAAAAUUGAUUGAUCAAAAAAAGAAAGACAGAUUCAUUGCAGAAGAGUCAUUUAUAUUUAUAUUAAUUUUAGAGAUAGAUAGAAAGAUGGUUGUAUAUAGAUUCUUAGGAGGAGGAAACAAUUCACCAGAUCAACAGUUAUUAAAUGAAGUAGGAUAUUUGUCAAACCUUACAGAACAAGACAAAUUCGAUCAACUUGUAGAUAUAAUCUUUGCAUUCUUGCUUUCACAAAAGGGCGAUGAACUAUUAGCCUCUAUAUCAUCAUACUCUGAACAACAUGGUAUUGGUGAGAAUGCAUUAAAGAAUAUAGUAAAAGGAACAAUAAUUAUACCAAUUCACUAA